AUGUCAGGCUCCAAGGGAAGUGCGAAUUUCGUAUGGAAAUGUCAGCUCUGCCAAAGAGAAGCAUCAGCAUACGCCAAGUCGAAAGUUUUCCCCGUCUACACUCAAGCCCAAAGUCAGGAACACAAGUCCCUGGCAAUCUGUACGGUCGAAUGCCGAGGCUGCGAAUUCGUCGAAUACGAUAUCCGAGGUGAAUGGCAUUGUAACGGCGCAGGGAGCGGGACGAAGUUCAAAGGAAUUGAAUUUGACGACGGAGAAUGGCAUGAUUACGAUGAGAAAAGUGGCUUGCCCGUCAGCAUCACCAAUGUUCAAACUGAGAUCGUCCGAGCAUAA
Messenger RNA from Puccinia triticina, 330 nucleotides. RefSeq lists its product as uncharacterized. The record is from RefSeq and is a predicted model, not a curated record. The transcript has 6 exons. Gene Ontology annotation, molecular function: zinc ion binding. The coding region runs from base 1 to 330 and encodes 109 amino acids. Lineage: Eukaryota; Fungi; Basidiomycota; Pucciniomycetes; Pucciniales; Pucciniaceae.